AUGGCAUCAUCACUUACUGAAGUAGAGAUCAGGCUGCGAAAGGUGGUCUCCAACAUCUCUGUGGAGAUAGAAAAAUAUAGCAAGGAAUUAGAGACCAUUGGCAUAGUCAAUGAAGUCGAGCAAGCUGAAUGCAAAUGCUGUGGCCUCAAAGAGGACUGCACCCCGGCCUACAUCGUAGAAGUUCAAGAAUAUUAUUCAGGAAAUUGGGUAUGCGGCCUUUGUUCCGAAGCUGUAAAAGAAAGGCUAAUUCGAGCUCCAAAAACAUCCACCGGAGACGCGGUUGCCUCUCACAGGGAGUUUUUCCAGAAAUUCAACAAUACAGCCAGGCUCAACCCGAACCUCUCAUUGGCAUGCAAACUGAGAGAUAUAGCGAAAAGAAGUUGUGAAAACAGGAGCUCCAAGAACUCGUCAAUGACAAAGUUAGCCCGAAGCACGAGCUGUUUUCCAAAGAUUGAUCUUAGAGACUAA
Messenger RNA from Carya illinoinensis, 468 nucleotides. RefSeq lists its product as uncharacterized. NCBI's taxonomy places the organism in Eukaryota, Viridiplantae, Streptophyta, Magnoliopsida, Fagales, Juglandaceae. The record is from RefSeq and is a predicted model, not a curated record. The transcript has 2 exons. Bases 1 to 468 code for a protein of 155 amino acids.